This is a messenger RNA of Malus domestica (apple), 920 nucleotides long. RefSeq lists its product as uncharacterized. NCBI's taxonomy places the organism in Eukaryota, Viridiplantae, Streptophyta, Magnoliopsida, Rosales, Rosaceae. The record is from RefSeq and is a predicted model, not a curated record.
UCAAAAGUCCCAAUCCCCAACCACCUUAAAUACUCUUCUCUCUAUAAGUCACUCUCCUUCUCUCACCCUCUCCUUAAAAAAAUUCACACCAUGCCAGAAAAUAGCAACCACAACCAACCCAACAAGCGAAAACGUUCAUUUCUUAUUGCCAUUAGUGUUAUCCUAUUCUUGAUCUUCCUACUCUUCAUCAUCGCCCUGAUUCUUGCCCUAACCGUUUUUAAGCCCAAACAGCCAAAAACCGAAAUCCUCUCCGCCUUCGUGGAUGGCGUGGCUCCUCGCAUCACCUUUCCAGCAGUCCGGGUCGAACUCAACAUUACCCUCAACAUCACGAUCAACGUCGAGAAUCAAAACCACGCAAGCUUCAGGCAUGGUGAGGGAAAGACUUUGCUUCUUUACCAAGGCACACAGGUUGGGAAUGCAAACUUGUACCCGGGUAACAUUCCGGCGAGGGGCAACGCCACGCUGCCCUGCCGGCUUACUUUACAGGUGGACAAGCUGGCUAACGACAUGAGCAAAUUGAUCAGUGAUGUGGUGGGGGGUGAGAUUAUGGUCGAAACGAAAACGAGGAUUCCAGGUAGGGUUACGUUCUUGGGGUUCAUCAAGAAGCACGCUGUAGCGAUUUCAGAAUGCCAACUGACGAUUGGGUUUCCGGACAUGAAGGUGAAGAGGCAAGAUUGCAAGAGCAAGGCCAAGUUGUGAGUUGUGCGAGUUAUUAUUGCUUCUCAAUGAUUCCUGAGAAGGUGCAGAUUGUAGCAAAAACACGGAGAGAAUAGCAUGUAAAUUAGUAGGGUUUUAAUCAGAGGGAGUUAAUUAGGAUGAAUUUUAGGCUACAAAUUUUACAAAUUUUUUUCUCUUAAUCAUAGAAUUUGAUGUACGAAAACAGAAUAAAAAUAUAUGGAAAUUCGUUUAGAUUUUGGUUA